CCUAGGGUGGUUAGACUCCACCAAAUAUGUCGGCUCCUGUCGGGCCGCGGGGCCGCCCGGCUCCCACCCCGGCGGCCUCUCAGCCGCCUCUGCAGCCCGAGAUGCCCGACCUCAGCCACCUCACGGAGGAGGAGAGGAAAAUCAUCCUGGCCGUCAUGGAUCGGCAGAAGAAAGAAGAGGAGAAGGAGCAGUCGGUGCUCAAGGUCAAAGAAGAGCACAAACCACAACUGACACAGUGGUUUCCCUUUAGUGGGAUCACUGAACUGGUAAAUAACGUUCUCCAGCCCCAGCAAAAACAACAAAAUGAAAAGGAGCCCCAGACAAAACUUCAUCAGCAGUUUGAAAUGUAUAAGGAGCAGGUAAAGAAGAUGGGAGAAGAAUCACAGCAGCAGCAAGAACAGAAAGGUGAUGCUCCAACCUGUGGUAUCUGCCACAAAACAAAGUUUGCUGAUGGAUGUGGCCAUAACUGUUCAUAUUGCCAAACAAAGUUCUGUGCUCGUUGUGGAGGUCGAGUGUCAUUACGCUCAAACAAGGUUAUGUGGGUAUGUAAUUUGUGCCGAAAACAACAAGAAAUCCUCACUAAAUCAGGAGCAUGGUUUUAUAAUAGUGGAUCUAAUACACCACAGCAACCUGAUCAAAAGGUUCUCCGAGGACUGCGGAAUGAGGAGGCACCUCAGGAGAAGAAAGCAAAACUGCAUGAGCAGGCCCCGUUCCAAGGACCCUCAGGUGACUUAUCUGUACCUGCAGUGGAGAAAAGUCGAUCUCAUGGGCUCACAAGACAGGAUUCUAUUAAAAAUGGGUCAGGAGUGAAGCACCAAAUUGCCAGUGACGUAGCUUCAGACAGGAAACGAAGUCCAUCAGUGUCCAGAGAUCAGAAUAGAAGAUACGACCAAAGGGAAGAAAGAGAAGAAUAUUCACAGUAUGCUACUUCGGACAGCGCGAUGCCUAGAUCUCCAUCAGAUUAUGCCGAUAGGAGGUCUCAACGUGAACCUCAGUUUUAUGAAGAGUCUGAUCAUAUAAAUUAUAGGGACUCCAACAGGAGAAAUCAUAGACAUUCCAAAGAAUAUAUUGUAGAUGAUGAGGAUGCGGAGAGCAGAGAUGAAUAUGAAAGACAAAGGAGAGAGGAAGAAUACCAGGCACGCUAUCGAAGUGAUCCGAAUUUGGCCCGUUAUCCAGUAAAGCCACAGCCCUAUGAAGAACAAAUGCGUAUCCAUGCUGAAGUGUCACGAGCCAGGCAUGAGAGAAGGCACAGUGAUGUUUCUUUAGCAAAUGCUGAACUGGAAGACUCCAGGAUUUCUAUGCUAAGGAUGGAACGACCAUCAAGGCAAAGAUCUGUAUCUGAACGUAGAGCUGCCAUGGAAAAUCAGCGAUCUUAUUCAAUGGAAAGAACUCGAGAGGCUCAGGGACCAAGUUCUUAUCCACAAAGGACCACAAACCAUAGUCCUCCUACCCCCCGGAGGAGUCCAUUACCCAUUGAUAGACCAGACAUGAGGCGUACUGACUCGCUAAGGAGACAACAGCACUUAGAUCCUAGCUCUGCUGUAAGGAAAACAAAACGUGAAAAAAUGGAAACAAUGUUAAGGAACGAUUCUCUCAGUUCUGACCAGUCAGAGUCAGUGAGACCUCCACCACCAAAGCCUCAUAAAUCAAAGAAAGGAGGUAAAAUGCGCCAGGUUUCAUUGAGCAGUUCAGAGGAGGAAUUAGCUUCUACACCCGAAUAUACAAGUUGCGAUGAUGUUGAGAUUGAAAGUGAGAGUGUAAGUGAAAAAGGGGACAGUCAAAAGGGAAAAAGAAAAACUAGUGAGCAGGCAGUUCUGUCGGACUCUAACACCAGGUCUGAGAGACAAAAGAAAAUGAUGUACUUUGGUGGCCACUCUUUGGAAGAGGAUUUGGAAUGGUCUGAGCCUCAGAUUAAGGACUCUGGGGUAGAUACGUGUAGUAGCACAACCCUUAACGAGGAGCAUAGCCAUAGUGAUAAGCACCCUGUGACGUGGCAGCCAUCUAAAGAUGGAGAUCGUUUAAUUGGUCGCAUUUUAUUAAAUAAGCGUUUAAAAGAUGGAAGUGUACCUCGAGAUUCAGGAGCAAUGCUUGGCUUGAAGGUUGUAGGAGGAAAGAUGACUGAAUCAGGUCGGCUCUGUGCAUUUAUUACCAAAGUUAAAAAAGGAAGUUUAGCUGAUACUGUAGGACAUCUUAGACCAGGUGAUGAAGUAUUAGAAUGGAAUGGAAGACUAUUGCAAGGAGCCACAUUUGAAGAAGUAUAUAACAUCAUCCUGGAAUCCAAACCUGAACCACAAGUGGAGCUUGUUGUUUCAAGGCCUAUUGGAGAUAUACCUAGAAUACCUGAUAGCACACACGCACAACUGGAGUCCAGUUCUAGCUCAUUUGAAUCUCAAAAAAUGGAUCGUCCUUCUAUUUCUGUUACGUCUCCCAUGAGUCCUGGCAUGUUGAGGGAUGUUCCACAGUUCUUAUCUGGACAACUUUCAAGCCAAAGCCUUAGUAGAAGAACAACGCCUUUUGUUCCUAGGGUUCAGAUAAAACUAUGGUUUGACAAGGUUGGUCACCAAUUAAUAGUUACAAUUUUGGGAGCAAAGGAUCUCCAUUCCAGGGAAGAUGGGAGGCCAAGGAAUCCUUAUGUUAAAAUUUACUUUCUUCCAGACAGAAGUGAUAAAAACAAAAGAAGAACUAAAACAGUAAAGAAAACAUUGGAACCCAAAUGGAACCAAACAUUCAUUUAUUCUCCAGUCCACCGAAGAGAAUUUCGGGAACGAAUGCUGGAGAUUACCCUUUGGGAUCAAGCUCGAGUUCGAGAGGAAGAAAGUGAAUUCUUAGGAGAGAUUUUAAUUGAAUUAGAAACAGCCUUAUUAGAUGAUGAACCACAUUGGUACAAACUUCAGACCCACGAUGUUUCUUCAUUGCCACUUCCCCACCCUUCUCCAUAUAUGCCACGAAGACAACUACAUGGAGAGAGCCCAACACGGAGGUUGCAAAGGUCAAAGAGAAUAAGUGAUAGUGAAGUCUCUGACUAUGACUGCGAUGAUGGAAUUGGUGUAGUAUCAGAUUAUCGACACAAUGGUCGAGAUCUUCAAAGCUCAACAUUGUCAGUGCCAGAACAAGUAAUGUCAUCAAACUAUUGUUCACCAUCAGGGUCUCCUCACCGAGUAGAUGUUAUAGGAAGGACUAGAUCUUGGUCACCCAGUGUCCCUCCUCCACAGAGUCGGAAUGUGGAACAGGGACUUCGAGGGACACGCUCUGCUAUGGGACAUUAUAAUACAAUUAGCCGAAUGGAUAGACAUCGUGUCAUGGAUGACCAUUAUUCUCCAGAUAGAGACAGGGAUUGUGAAGCAGCAGAUAGACAGCCAUAUCACAGAUCCAGAUCAACAGGACAACGGCCUCUCCUAGAGCGGACAGCUGCCCGCUCCCGAUCCACUGAACGUCCUGAUACAAACCUCAUGAGGUCGAUGCCUUCAUUAAUGACUGGAAGAUCUGCCCCUCCUUCACCUGCCUUAUCGAGGUCUCACACUCGUACUGGGUCUGUCCAAACAAGCCCAUCAAGUACUCCAGUGGCAGGACGAAGGGGCCGUCAACUCCCACAACUCCCACCAAAGGGAACAUUGGAGAGAAGUGCUAUGGAUAUAGAGGAGAGAAAUCGCCAAAUGAAAAUUAACAAAUACAAACAGGUAGCCGGAUCAGAUCCCAGACUGGAACAAGAUUACCAAUCAAAGUAUCGAUCAGGAUGGGAUCUUCAUAGAGGGGCAGAUAAUAUUUCCACUAAAUCUUCGGACAGUGAUGUAAGUGAUAUAUCUGCGGUUUCAAGGACUAGUAGUGCUUCUCGUUUCAGCAGCACAAGCUACAUGUCUGUCCAAUCGGAACGGCCAAGAGGAAAUAAGAAAAUCAGUGUCUUUACAUCCAAAAUGCAAAGCAGACAAAUGGGCAUCUCAGGGAAGAACAUGACUAAAAGCAGCAGCAUCAGCGGAGACAUGUGCUCGCUGGAGAAGAAUGAUGGCAGCCAGUCUGACACUGCAGUGGGCGCCUUGGGCACCAGCAGCAAAAAGCGGCGCUCUAGCAUUGGGGCCAAAAUGGUAGCUAUUGUUGGUCUCUCCCGGAAAAGCCGCAGUGCUUCUCAGCUCAGCCAAACGGAAGCCAGUGGUAAAAAGCUACGGAGCACCGUGCAGAGAAGUACAGAAACAGGCUUGGCUGUGGAAAUGAGGAACUGGAUGACUCGACAGGCAAGCCGAGAAUCUACAGAUGGCAGCAUGAACAGCUAUAGCUCAGAAGGAAAUCUGAUUUUCCCUGGUGUCCGCUUGGCCUCUGAUAGCCAAUUCAGUGAUUUUCUGGAUGGCCUUGGCCCUGCCCAGCUAGUGGGGCGCCAGACUCUGGCCACACCUGCCAUGGGUGACAUUCAGGUAGGAAUGAUGGACAGAAAGGGACAGCUGGAGGUGGAAAUCAUUCGGGCCCGUGGCCUUGUUGUAAAACCAGGUUCCAAGACACUGCCAGCACCAUAUGUAAAGGUGUAUCUAUUAGAUAAUGGAGUCUGCGUAGCCAAAAAGAAAACAAAAGUGGCAAGAAAGACGCUGGAACCCCUCUACCAGCAACUGUUAUCUUUUGAAGAAAGUCCCCAAGGAAAGGUUUUACAGAUCAUAGUCUGGGGAGACUAUGGCCGCAUGGAUCACAAGUCCUUUAUGGGAGUGGCCCAGAUACUUUUAGAUGAACUGGAGCUAUCCAAUAUGGUGAUUGGCUGGUUCAAACUUUUCCCCCCUUCCUCCCUAGUAGAUCCAACCUUGGCCCCUCUGACAAGAAGAGCUUCCCAAUCAUCUCUGGAAAGUUCAACUGGACCUUCUUACUCUCGUUCAUAGCAGCUGUAAAACUGUUGUCAUAGCAACCAGCGUUACAAAAAAAAAAAAACCCCACAGGUCGCAAACCCUGGUAACACUGCAUGCUUAAUGUUGUGUCUUCUGAGCCUGUUUCUAGGGAUACAAAGCGAUCCUGUGUUCUCAGAGGAAGUUGCACACAUUGUGCCCUAAAGAAGGCCCUCAGGUGAAAGAGCGGAGCUAUGACGAACUAUCAGGUUUGGAGUUCAAUAACACUCACGUUUUGGUCCAAUCUGAAGCCAUGGAUUAAUCUCAAAGAAUCAGUUUCAUGCAACAAAAGCCCUUUUCAAUGGCACCUUUAUAUUUUUAUCGUUCCUUUUUCUUCAUUUCUCUGACCCCAAAGUCCUGUGAUACCACAGAAAUGGAGCUAUCCAGCCAUUAAGCCAUGUUACAAGUCAAGGCAUGAAGUCCUAGGAAGCAUCAGGUGAAAAGCAAGAGACCAAAGACUUGGUCCAGGACAAAAAUGUCAGCCCUCCUCUGGACGGGGACGGGAGCAGCCAGUCCAACGUGACAGCGUGAACAGUGGCAGACUUAGAGCUCCAGCAGGCAUGGCACUCACUAAUGCCAAGAUGAGUUGGACUCUGAAAGACAAAAUUCUGUGGCUACACUGUACUGAAUGAAAUUAAAGAAACUUUUUUUUGCAUGGACACAGAUUAGCUGAAUACUUAAAUUAUUUUCUUGGGGCUGCAACUUGCAAAAAAUAAAAAUAAAAAUCAGCCAUUUUCAACAAUUUAUAUUAUUUUUAAAAAUAAAUUUCACUAGUGCAUGGUUUUAAAAAAGGGAGAGAAUGCAACAGGGUGAUACAAAGACACACCAUGUUUAUUCUUUAAAGUAAUCAUAGUCUGUGUUUUGGCAGACAUUACAGAAGAAAAUACUUUCUAGAAAAUACUUAAAAUUCUCUUCAUGUGACAAAUAAGUAUAACAUAUUCAAUUUAUUUCCAUGUUAAAUAUACAAAUCU
Messenger RNA from Mesoplodon densirostris (Blainville's beaked whale), 5827 nucleotides. RefSeq names its product regulating synaptic membrane exocytosis 2 (gene RIMS2). NCBI's taxonomy places the organism in Eukaryota, Metazoa, Chordata, Mammalia, Artiodactyla, Ziphiidae. Gene Ontology annotation, molecular function: transmembrane transporter binding; small GTPase binding. The transcript is spliced from 29 exons. Gene Ontology annotation, cellular component: presynaptic membrane; cytoskeleton of presynaptic active zone. The coding region runs from base 27 to 4853 and encodes 1608 amino acids. Gene Ontology annotation, biological process: regulation of membrane potential; calcium ion-regulated exocytosis of neurotransmitter; intracellular protein transport. The record is from RefSeq and is a predicted model, not a curated record.